Messenger RNA from Gopherus evgoodei (Goodes thornscrub tortoise), 1873 nucleotides. It is a transcript of the gene AFG1L, whose product is annotated as AFG1 like ATPase. Gene Ontology annotation, cellular component: cytoplasm; mitochondrion. The record is from RefSeq and is a predicted model, not a curated record. Gene Ontology annotation, molecular function: ATP hydrolysis activity; ATP binding. Lineage: Eukaryota; Metazoa; Chordata; Testudines; Testudinidae. The coding region runs from base 99 to 1490 and encodes 463 amino acids. The transcript is spliced from 14 exons.
GCCCGGGGGGGCGGUGUCACGCACGGCGGCGGCGGCGGCUCGGCCUCUGAGUGAAGUUAUUUUGAAGUGCGGGGGGGACGACGGAGUCUGCCGGAAAGAUGGCGGCGCCCGUGUCGCCCUUGGUUACCGCAGCCAGACACGCCGCCCGCCUGCUGCCGGCUCGGGCCGCGGCCCCGCGGAGAGCAUACACAAUUCAGGCAGCUGAGAACAUAGCCCCUAAUACUCUGGCAGAUGCUAACUCUAGGGCCUUGUUGGUUUGCAAUGGACCUUUAGAACACUAUGACUUUCUGAUCAAAGCAGAAGAGCUGCGGAAUGAUGAACAACAACGAAGAGUUGUACAAUGCUUACAGAAGUUACACGAGAACCUUAAAGGCUACAGUAUCAGUCCGAACAAUCUUCUGUUAAAGCUCUUUGCAAAAAGCAAACCUCCGAAAGGUCUUUACAUCUAUGGAGAUGUUGGCACAGGAAAGACAAUGGUGAUGGACAUAUUUUAUUCUUAUAUAGAAGUAGAGAGGAAAAAGAGAGUCCAUUUUCAUGGUUUCAUGCUAGAUGUACACAAAAGAAUACAUCGUCUUAAACAGAGCUUGCCUAAAAGGAAGCCAGGACUAAUGGCCAAGUCAUAUGAUCCAAUAGCCCCUAUAGCUGAGGAAAUAAGUGAGGGGGCCUGUCUCUUGUGUUUUGAUGAAUUUCAAGUCACUGACAUUGCUGAUGCCAUGAUUCUGAAACAGCUUUUUGAAAAUCUGUUCCAAAACGGGGUUGUCGUUGUGGCAACAUCCAAUAGGCCACCUGAAGACCUCUAUAAAAAUGGGCUUCAGAGAGCUAACUUUGUACCAUUCAUCGCUGUGCUGAAGAAAUACUGCAGCACAAUCCGACUUGAUUCUGGAAUAGAUUAUAGGAAACGGGUUCUUCCUGCAGCAGGGAAACUUUACUACCUCACAAGUGAAGCUGAUGUGGAGGCUGUCAUGGAUAAGUUGUUUGAUGAGCUGGCUCAGAAACAAAAUGAUUUAACUAGACCAAGGAUUCUAAAAGUGCAAGGCAGAGAGCUGAAGCUGAAUAAAGCUUGUGGAACCAUUGCAGACUUCACAUUUGAAGAGCUAUGUGACAGACCAAUUGGAGCUAGUGACUAUUUGGAAAUAUCUAAGAAUUUUGACACAGUCUUUGUUCGUAACAUACCACUACUUACCGUAGCAAAAAGGACCCAAGCUCGCCGCUUCAUUACUCUUAUUGAUACAUUUUAUGAUCAUAAGGUACGUAUUAUUUGUUCUGCAUUGACACCUCUCCAAAACUUGUUUCUGCUAGAACAUCAUGACAGUAGCCUGGAGGAAAGCAGAAUACUGAUGGAUGAUUUGGGGUUGAGCCAGGAUUCAGCUGGAAGACUUUCCAUGUUUACAGGAGAGGAGGAAAUAUUUGCAUUUCAACGAACUAUCUCACGACUUACAGAAAUGCAGACUGAACAGUAUUGGAAAGAUGGGGACAGAAGCAAGAAAUAAUUGUAGCUCAAAGAUGAACAAAACCUCUCAGGACACAAAAAAAGAGCCAUCUGCUGAACUUCAAAUUUCUUCUCUUUUACUGAAAGGAUACGCAUCAUUCUCUGAUAGUUUCCUGAGGUACGUAUACUUGAUCAUAAGCUGGUUCGUUUAUAAACCGACCCCCCCCCCAAGAUGGAUAAGUAAAAAUGAAAAAUGUUUAUAACCCGUUCAUAAGCCGACCCUAUAAUUCAUGAGGUCAGCAAACUUUGGCUCCCCGGCUAUCAAGAUAAGCCCCUGGGGUCCGAGAUGGUGUGUUACCUCAAGCAGCCACAGGCAUGGAGAUAAACCUAAGUAAACAAAGUGACAGAGUGUCCCGGCUUGCCAGCUGCUUACCCUGACAGCAA